AUGUCGUCGCAGACCAUGACGGCGCCAGCUGUGGGCCAUCGUCCGCCUGAUCCAGGCACCGAUACGCCCAUGUACGACUAUGGCGGCUCACAGAGCGACGCUUCGCCCUCGAACGACCCUAGAAGCGACUCCGCAAUUCGCGACAUGCAUAAUUCUGCCCCAGCCUCUAUGGCUUUGCCCGCCACCCCAAUUGGGAUUAAGACAGAACCCUCGGAGAACCAGGAUUUUUCAAUGGAUGUGGAUGAAAAAGAUUCAAAUGCUCAAACGGCCGCCGGGGCUCUUUUAGCUCAACUGUUAGGGAAUCAGACCGCGACAACCUCUUCUUCUGCGCCGGAACAAUCUACUGGAAUUCAGACAGAGCAACAGGAUGUGAAGCCGCUCGGUUCAAAUCGCCCUUCAAUAGAUCAUGCCGCCCAGAUCUCUACGCUCGCCGACUCGAACUUCAACUUUGAUCCAGAUUCGACGUCUGCGCUGGGGGGGAUGUCAAAUAUACCGAAUGGUCUGCUUACGGCGGAUUUGUUUGCUGGGCUUGGUACGGCUCCACAGGAAGGAAAUAUUGGCGAACACCGAUUAUCAGAUGCUAUGGAUCCUCUAUCAGAUCCAUUGAACUCAAAGUCGGGCCUUGAGCAGCCUUCGCUCUUGCCUGCUUUUGAUGUGGUCGAAGCUCCGAAGAAUGCGUUUGAGGCUUUGCAACAGAACGAGCUGCUCACGGCUGCAUACCUCUCACAGAGUGCUGAUCUAUCAGCUUUGGGAUAUCAAGAUGGAUCAGCAUCAAUUUCUGGAUCCGAGCCUAAGAUUCAAGCAUUUGCCAAGUUGGAGUUUGAUGAUGGACAUUUCUAUGUCAAUACGUACUCCUUCAUCUUGGGACGAGAUGUCCGAGCUGCGCGUGCCGCCCACCAGCGCGAGAUUCAGUUCAGGCACGCCGUGCGGAGUUCCAGGGCAAAGAGCUCGAGCGGUGGCCACACCUCGCAUACUCCGAAUCGAAUGAAGAGGGAAGAAAGUGCUGCUAUGAUGGGUAGUGUUGUUAGUGAUCGUGGAGGUAUCAUGGGAUUUGAUCCUGAUGUUCCCCCGCACCUUCCGGGAAAUGUGGAUAUCAGUAGACGAUCAUCAAAGUCUUCUCUUGGUGAAUCUGCUAUGCCCAUGCAUGCCAAUCCAGCGCAGCUUCAAACAACCACUGCUACAGACUACAAUGCGCUUGCAAUGCAAUCUUUGCAAGAUGGAAAUGCUGACGCAAAGCCCGUUGAUGCCCUGGCUCUGCUUCCAUCGCCUGACUCCUGCCCUACGAUCCCUAUACAUCCUCCAUCGACUGUUGAUGGCAUCGCCGCAGGACAUCGCGGAAUAUCCCGCCGACAUGUCCGCAUUGCCUACAACUUCGACCGUAGUCUCUUUGAGAUGGAGGUUAUGGGUCGUAACGGUGCAUUUAUUGGAGCGGAUUGGCUUUCGCCGGGGCAGCUUCGACCGUUGCACAGUGGAGACUAUAUUCAGAUUGGAGGCGUGCGUAUCCGAUUCUUACUGCCAGAUGUACCUAUCGGCGAGACUGGUGCCGAUCGCCUGGAAGAGCAAGCGGCGGAUGACGACGAAGAUGCUCUUGAGUCCGUUGAUGCUGAGCAUGAGAUUGAUGAUAUGGACAGAGCUUUGAGCGAUAGUGCAGAGGGCAAUGACUCGAAGGUCACCAAACUUAUUCUCAAAUCGAAGGACCAUGAUUCCAAGACUAUACAAUCUAUUGAAGCAUCGGGAGAUCAACCAGCUCGCCGUCGUGGACCUGGCCGACCUCCCAAGGAUGGGAUCAUGUCUAAACGUGAAAGGGCUGAACUUGCCCGGGAACAGAAAAUCGCUGCUAAGCGUGAAGCUAAUGGCGGUAUCACACCACCACCAGCCACACCAACAGCACAGGCGGGACCACCACUGCCAACAACUAUACCAACAUCAGCAUCCGCGUCAGCGUCAGCGUCAGCGUCAGCGUCAGCGUCAGUGCAACCCCGGCCGUCUAAAGCUGGCAAGACAACAACAAAGGAGCCCGUGGGAGCCGAAUCACCGAAUUCGUCUGUUAAGCCCUCAGAUAAGCGGAAAUAUAAGAAGCGGAAGGGGGAUGGCACCUCAAUGGAUUUCCCUCUUCCUUCUAUGGAAGGUGGCCAAUUACCCACAGAGCAGCGAACCGAGGAAUAUGUCAAACCACCACCAGUCAAGAAGCGCAAGCCGUCUCGGUCACCUUCUCCCAAUUAUCCACCUGAGUCUGCGUAUACGCAGGAGGACUUGGCCAAGCCGCCUUAUAACUACGCUGUUCUUAUUUUUGAUGCUCUUACGGAUGCUGGAAACCCGAUGACGCUGAAGCAAAUAUACCGCGCAUUAAAGUUGAAGUAUCCUUACUUCCGCUUCAAGUGUGAAACAGAGGGAUGGACUUCAAGUGUACGACAUAACCUUAAUGGUAAUAGCCACUUGUUCAUGCACGCAGAGAGGGAUGGCAAGGGUUGGUCAUGGCAGCUUCGGCCUGGUGCCUCUGUUGAAAAGGAAAAGAAGAGACGACCGUCACCUCCACCACCGCCGCCACAACCGCCGCAAGUAUCAGUUCCAGCUCCCCAACCGUAUAUGGGCGGUCCUCCUAUGUCUCAUUCCUAUGUUUCCCCAUCUGCUGGUCCACCUCCUCCAAUGCAGACCCAACGCCACAACUUCCAAUUCCCUCCAAUGCCAUCCAACACCAACACCUUCCCUGCACCUACUCCGGCGGCGCCUCAGCAUUCGAGUUCAUACGCACCUCCUGCUCCUCCAGUCUCUUCUACUCCUGUCAAACCUCCUGUUUCUACUCCCGCCCCGGCACCUGCUCCUGCUCCUGCUACUGCUCCUGCUGUUGCUCCUCCUGUUCCUGCUCCGGCAUCUUUCCCUAUCCCAAGCACUAUUCGGAACAAUCUCCCUGCUGCUUUUGCUCAUACCAUCCCAUCCACUUACACAUCUCCCUAUGCAUCCGAUCCCACACCUAAAACUGCUCAGCCUGGUCAGACUCAAACACCAAGGCCUGGACAAGGGCCACCACCGCCUCAACAGCAGCAACAGCAGCAGUCUCCUUACCCACCUCAAAAGCCUCCUUCUUCUCAACCACCACGCGUAAAUACGCAACCUCAGACCUUUUCUCCUGCUCCCCCUCCUGCUGGGUCUCAAUAUAAACCUCAGCACCAGCAACCGGCUCAUUUACAGCAAUCGCAGCCCCCACCACAGCCGCAGCCUCAUCAACACCCUCAUCAGCACUCUCAACCUCCUCAGCACGCACCACCUCCGCAUCAUCAUUCACAGAAUCAACAUCCUCCACCUCCACCUCCUGGCCCGCCUGCGCAUUCGCAUUCGCAUUCGCAACCUCAAUCAAUGCCAACGCAGCACAAUCCUAUGCCAAGUGGACAAUCGGAGACAUCCUCGUUCAAUGACCGUGCGAACAAGGCGAUUGAUGAUUUCGAAGCGGUGCUUAUGGAGGACUACGAAGAUAAGAACUACAUCCGAGAGGUGCUCCGAAGUGCUCGUGCUCGUGUACUAGGCAAUGCUACUGAGAGCUCAUUCCCCGGUGGAGAACCCAAGGACGAGGGCGUCAUCAUGGACGUACUUCGCAACCUGGUUGGAAGCUUGAAAGACGAGUAA
Messenger RNA from Penicillium angulare, 3621 nucleotides. Its product is annotated as forkhead domain protein. Gene Ontology annotation, biological process: regulation of ribosomal protein gene transcription by RNA polymerase II. The transcript has a single exon. NCBI's taxonomy places the organism in Eukaryota, Fungi, Ascomycota, Eurotiomycetes, Eurotiales, Aspergillaceae. Gene Ontology annotation, cellular component: nucleus. The record is from RefSeq and is a predicted model, not a curated record. The coding region runs from base 1 to 3621 and encodes 1206 amino acids. Gene Ontology annotation, molecular function: DNA-binding transcription factor activity; protein binding; sequence-specific DNA binding.